UGCAUCAGGCGACAACAGCAUGGUGCGUUCGGGGGUCUAAACGUUUGAGUUUAUAUGCUUUUAUGAAUUCAGUCGGCUACGUCGCCGCCGUAUUAACCCAGUUCAGAAGAGCUCACACUUCAUCGGGGGUUCGUCCACUCACGGCAGACAUGUGUAAAGAGCUGAAGACCAGAUUGCUGAGGCUGUUGCCGCCGUCCAAUAACGGGCCGACCAUUCAUCAGGGAUCCCACGCAGACAAUACUGAUAUCCUGGACUGCACGGUGAAGGCUCUGAAAGACGGUGAUGUUGUUGCUGUGCCCACCGACACCAUCUACGGCCUGGCAUGUCUGGCCCAAAACUCUGAUGCGGUUAGAAAGAUCUACGGCAUGAAAGGACGGAACGGACAGAAGCCGCUGGCUAUUUGUGUCGGAGAUAUUCAAGAUAUCUACAGGUACUGUAAAGUGGAGGUGAAGAAGGAACUAUUGGAUGACCUGCUGCCUGGUCCUGUCACUCUGGUGUUUGAAAGGUCUGAAGCCUUGAACUUAGAUCUCAACCCCUUUACAUCUCUCGUGGGUGUUCGUAUCCCCAAACAUGCCUUCAUGCGGAGACUUUGUCAGAUGUGUGAUGAACCUCUUGCACUCACCAGCGCCAACAUCAGCUCACAAACCAGCACGCUAGAAGCGCAUGAGUUUCAAGACCUCUGGCCAAGACUAGCGGUGGUGGUGGACGGUGGGCCGAUACAGGACCAGAGCCGCCUCGGGUCAACGGUGGUUGACCUGUCGGUACUCGGCAAAUAUCGCAUCAUCAGACCUGGCUGUGCCCUUUCUUCUACACUUGACGUGCUGGAGCGCAAAUAUGGACUGUCAGAGGACUCGGGGCAAGAAUGACCUUUUAAACUCUCCACACUCCAAAACACACACUGAGACGCACAACCGGCUCUAACCCUGGGACGCUUGUGGAGAACAUGAGUCUGUUCAUCUCACUUUUCCCAAGGAGAGAAAUGAAGAAAAAAACACAGCUCAGGAAGAAAUCGAGUCUUAAACCGUGACUGACUCUUCUUAUCGUGCAGACUUUUAUUUUCUUUGGGUGUUUAUAUCUUGUUUUUAUCAUGAUGCUGUCCUGGGAUGAUGAGAGGAUGUAGUAGCUCUCUACAAUUUAUCCAGUGACAUCAAGUAAUGUCAGCUGCCUAAUAUGUUGGACGUGGUUGCACAGCAGAGAAGAUAUUUAUAUUUUUGCUUCUUAUUGUUAAUGUUUGGUUAGAAAUGAGGGAGCACUCGAUGAAUCUACGUGCAAACAUUCAGAAAUUAAACCCCUUCCAUGUUUAUUUAAUGCCAGCCAGUGUGAUAUUCACACAACACUUGUUACAAUUUACAAUAAUUAGUUACAUAUGUUGAGACCCCAGUAAUAUUAACUUGGUGAAACUGUAAUAUACCGGUAUGUUUUAAUUGUGGUGUGUGGCUGCUCCAACCUGGAGGGGGUUUUGCUGUUGUUUUUUUCUUUUAAGUGCCUGAUGUAAACGUGUUUAAUGGAUUAUAUAAUGGCAAUAAAGAGGUUAGUAUUUUAUUUUAUUCCAACAGUUUUCUUCAUGCUUUAGAAGCUUUUUGUUUUCAUUCAGAAGUGUCUUGGUUUGAAUCACGAUUGAUUCUGGUUAUUUGGUUGUAAAAUCGAAAGACUCAGUUACCCGUAAUAAGGAAAUGAAGUG
Messenger RNA from Cololabis saira (Pacific saury), 1681 nucleotides. RefSeq names its product yrdC N(6)-threonylcarbamoyltransferase domain containing (gene yrdc). NCBI's taxonomy places the organism in Eukaryota, Metazoa, Chordata, Actinopteri, Beloniformes, Belonidae. Gene Ontology annotation, molecular function: double-stranded RNA binding; tRNA binding; nucleotidyltransferase activity. The record is from RefSeq and is a predicted model, not a curated record. The transcript has 6 exons. Gene Ontology annotation, cellular component: cytoplasm. Gene Ontology annotation, biological process: regulation of translational fidelity. Bases 63 to 866 code for a protein of 267 amino acids.